This is a messenger RNA of Aphis gossypii (cotton aphid), 1368 nucleotides long. Its product is annotated as zinc finger MYM-type protein 1-like. Gene Ontology annotation, molecular function: protein dimerization activity. Bases 1 to 1368 code for a protein of 455 amino acids. The transcript has a single exon. The record is from RefSeq and is a predicted model, not a curated record. Lineage: Eukaryota; Metazoa; Arthropoda; Insecta; Hemiptera; Aphididae.
AUGACUUCAGUUACAGGACAGUCUAUUUUUGAUUCUAUUAACAUGGUGUUAGGGAUGAUCAAUAAAGAUUGGUCAUCUGUUUUGGCAGUUUGUUUUGAUGGUGCAUCAUCAAUGUCAGGUCAUGUAGGAGGUGUUCAAGCAAAGUGCAAGGAAAAAAAUAAUAAAAUUCUUUAUGUUCACUGUUAUGCACAUUGUCUCAAUUUAAUCCUGAUUGAUUCAAUUUGUGAACAUUCUAGUACACCCAAUAACAGACUUAUAUUUAACUUUCUUGGUACAAUACAAUUUAUUUACAAUUUUAUAGAAGGAAGUCCAAUGAGACAUGCAGUAUUAGAGAAAUUUGCGUUAGAAACAGGAUCACACCUAAAAUCUUUAAAAUCAUGCUCCAUUACUCGUUGGGCUUGUAGAUCAGAAGCUGUAAGUGCAGUGAAAAAUAAUUAUAGUAUAUUAAUAGUUGCUAUUGAUGAAAUUUGUAAAAACUGUACUGUUCCGUGUAUGAAAGCUAAAGGUAUCGGUUUACUUCACCAACUUCAAAGUUUUGAAUUUGUUUUAGGCUUGCAUCUUAUGGAACCAAUAUUGAAAAUUAUUUUAAAAGUAAGUUCAGGACUUCAGUCUCCUAAACUUGAUCUAUUAACAGCUAUUAAUUCUAUUCAAGCACUUAAAAAUUCAUUAAUAUUUAUGAGGAAUGAUACAUUUUUUCAAAACAUUUUUGAAGAAGUUACUACCAAAUGUAUUGAUUUAGAUAUUAAUAUUCCCAUGGUUAAAAGAAAGAAAGUGACUGUGAAAUUAGAUAAUAAUUAUUCUAAUCAAUUUUUUGAUGAUUCCAAGUAUGAUGAACUCAGGUGUUCUGUAUUUAAUCCGUUAAUAGAUAAUCUUGUAAAUGGUUUAAGCAUAAGAUUCAAUCAAGAGAACUUAGAUUUGAUUAGUGCUGUGGGAAAUUUAUUGAAGUUAGAAUUAAAUAACAGUUUUUCAAAUAUUUUAUCUAAAUUAUUCAAUAUAUCAAUCGAUGAACUGGAAACUGAAAUUAAAAUUCUCAAACAUAUGCCUGAUGUACCAAGUGGUACAUCCAGUGAAUCUAUUUAUGUGUGGUUAGAUUGGUUAAAAGAGAGUGGACGGUUAGACAUUUUUAACAAUAUGUAUUUAGUAUUAAAAAUGUUUACCAUAAUACCAGUAACAAGUUGCACAUGUGAAAGAGUAUUUUCCAAAUUAAGCAUUGUAAAAAAUAAACUCAGAUGUACUAUGUGCCAAGAUAGACUAGAAUCAUUACUACUAAUAUUCACAGAACAAGAACUAGCAUGUAAAUUAGAUUUUAAUGAAAUUGUUGACGAAUUCAAAAAUGAUAUACCUUUUAAACGUCGAUUAUCAUUAUAA